AUGAAAUGGGAUAGGCUCGACGAGGAGCGGAGAGUGCAAAAGAUUGCCAGAACAGUUGGAUCGGAACCGGAUUUCACCACACUUUUUUGGGAAAAGUAAGACCUCUUCAUUUCGCAACCAUGAGUUUGGCAGCCCCUUGAAGCUGGAGAAUCUCUUUCCAAAAAGUAAGACAAGAUUCUGUGCUUCAAAAAGUUGGGGUCUCGCGUUGCCGAGCCCAGCAAAAAACCUUCAAAUUGCGAAACACGUGAAAACUUAAAAAAAAGGAAUAGAAUUUAUUGAUGGUCCCCACUGGCCGGUCACAAGGCCGUUUGGCCACAAGUGGGCGUCUCUUUUUCUCUCUCUCUCUCUCUCUCUUUCCCUUUUUCCUUCCGCAUUUCGCGUUGGUCAGUGUCACAUGCCGCUUUGAGAGCAAGAAAAAGAGAAAAAGCGAAAAAAAAGAAGAAGAUAGAGGAGGCGAAUGUUUUGUGCGAUUUCACGUGCACAAUUGACGUGUUAAAGUGCUGGGGACCUUCUUGGGGAUUUUGGCAAGACCCUAUGACCUUAUACCCCCUGAAAUUGGGCUCAUUUUUACUACGAAAAUUGCCUCCGAUUGUGGCCACCCGCUGCCGCAAAUUUCUGCCAAUUUUGGCUGGAAAUUGGCUGAAAUUCCGGCGUUACUGUGGGUCUGAGUAGUGAGAAAAAGACGGCGACUCCGCUAUAUGGAUCGACGCAGAAUUUCAGCGAAAUCAAAAGAACCUUUUGGGCAAUGGUCUGAAAAUCACUUUAGAGGCCGCUAGAAGCUAAAAACCGACCGAAACUCGAACUGCAUUUGAGUGUCAUGGAAUCUAUGACCCAUAACUCGAAGGGGAGUUUUUCUAGACAGUCAUCGUCAACUACAAAGUUGAUCAGCAUAAAAUUCGCUUCAACUUUGCAGUUGGCAACCUCUCUCUACAAGUUUUCUUUCUUGAGAUACAGGGCGUUGAAAAUAGUUGUGCAAAAACGUGCUGUAUCUCCAGAACCAAUGAAAGUGCCGAUAACUUGUCAACUAAAGAAACAUUGUUAAAGACAUUGCGGACAGUUCUUCAGUUGACAACUUUCUUGUAAAUUUGCUCGUUUUCGUAAUACGACCCACUUUUUAUCAACAUCUUGUAUCUCAAGAGCGAAAAAUGGAAGAGAGAAGUGAUCAAAGAAAGGGUCAAAGAAUGCAUAGCACUGGUUUUCAGUGAUGUUUCCAAGUGUCCUUCUCUGGUUGCCAAACGUCUAUUUUUCACUAAAAACUAGUUGCGAAACCGUCCUUCUCGAGCAGAGGGAGAAAGUGCGGAAAAAUGAGGAACCGCAGAGAAAGAGGGACAAAAAAAGAGAGUACGGACAGAGGAGGGUGCAGAGAAAUGAUCUCACUUUCAGAAAAAAAGUUCAUACCUGCAAAUUUCCAGAUACGGAAUCAUUUUGCUGUCUGUGAAGAGGACGAGUUGGAGCGGUUGGAUGCGUCUGCAAAUUAUAUAUAUUUUUCAAGGGAACAGAAGGGCCAGGUAAAAGAGAAGUGAGGAGUUUGGGUCCAUAAAGAAUCCGAAUCUUUUAGGAGCACAUUUGCGCUGGCUGAUGAACAAAAGCAGUGA
Caenorhabditis sp. 36 PRJEB53466 is the source of this 1595-nucleotide messenger RNA. The record is from the annotation of a GenBank genome assembly. NCBI's taxonomy places the organism in Eukaryota, Metazoa, Nematoda, Chromadorea, Rhabditida, Rhabditidae.